UUUGUAGAAUCUAGAAUUCUAGAAUAGAUAGUAGUAUCUUAAAAAAUUCAAUUUCGUUAAAGAAAAAUUAUUCAAGCUGUUGACAAAUAAUUAAUAGAAAGUCAAACUAUGGAGGUAGAAACUUUAUGCUCUAAAUUAAAAGGUGAACGCCCACCUGUUGAAAUAAUUGAACAUAAAUCAAGAAAACGAACAAACCAAAUUCAAAAAACCAAUUAUUUAAAGUCUAAUACUUCAAAUUCAAAAAUUGAUGAAAAAGUUAAUUUAAGGAAAUUGCAAAAUGAAAUACUUAAAUUUACAACUCAUUUUGAUGCAAGAAACACUAAAGCAAAAGAACAGCUUGCUAUUAAAUUGGGAGCAAAACCUAGAAAAAAGGAAAAUUUAAAUUAUAAGCAAUUAAAAGAAAAAUUAAAGCAAGAAACUGAAGCAAAAAAAAAUCAAGAACAGCUUUUUCAAUUACCAAAAACAAUGGUAAGGACAUCAAAAACUCAUAAAAGAUUAAAUACAAAAAAAAAUAAGUCACAAUCUACUGAUAUAAUUAAAAACUAUGGAACAAUAAAAAAUAAAAAAUAAAAUAUUUACAUUUUAAACUUUUGCAUAUUAUUAAAUAAACAUUUUUAUAUAGUGAAAA
Rhopalosiphum padi (bird cherry-oat aphid) is the source of this 628-nucleotide messenger RNA. RefSeq lists its product as uncharacterized. Bases 109 to 570 code for a protein of 153 amino acids. NCBI's taxonomy places the organism in Eukaryota, Metazoa, Arthropoda, Insecta, Hemiptera, Aphididae. The record is from RefSeq and is a predicted model, not a curated record. The transcript has 2 exons.